AUGUGGGGAGCUGACUACGGAGAGGAGUACUAUGAGGAUUACGAUGCCCAAGGAGAGGGCUACGGCCAGGAGUGGGGCUCCGAGGCUGGGCAGCCGGGCGCACUCAGCACCUUCUCCGAGCACGUCCUGGGCGGCGAGGGGGUCGUUUGCCUGGAUUUCGACGCCACGCAGGAGGUGCUCUGGGUGGGUUUGGACGCGGGAACGAUCUGUUCUCUGGUCUGCCCGAGCCUCACCCCGUACGCAUGGUGGCGGGCACACCGCAACGCGGUGCUGGCGAUCGCCCCCGCCGCGGGGCAGUGCCUGUCCGUCUCGCAGGAGAUGUUCCGCCUCAGCACGAUCGGCGGAGUCGCUCGCCUGUCGUUCCGGAGGUCCGAGGAGGACCUGACCGCGUGCGCCAUCGACCACACCACCCUUGCCGCUUACAUCGGGCACACGCACGCGUCGGGCUCCCCCGGCUUCACGCGCGCGGACCUCGCGUCCGGCAUCAUCUCGGACCCCGUCCCGCCGGGCGACAUCACCGCCGCGGCCGGGUACGGCGGCGUGACGUGCAUGGCGACGUCGCCCACCUCGAACGCGCUCUUCGUCGGACUGGAGUCCGGCCACGUGCUGUGGAUCGACCCGAGGCGCGGCAUGGCUCCGGUGCACGUCACGCAGGCCCACCGCGGCCCGGUCACGUCCGUGGCGGUCCACAGAGGCGUGGUGGCCACCACUGGCGUCGUGGUCGGCAACGACGGGCGCAGCCGCGGGGCGGACCGCCACGCCAAGGUCUUCGACGUGCGGCGAGCGACCGGGAUGACGGAGUCGACGCCCGUGAUGAUGCCGAUGGGCGUCGCGCACAUCGCGCCCCACCCGCUUCUUUCAACAACGAUGCUGGCGACCAGCGCGGUCGGACUGGCGCUCCUCCUGGACGUACACGGCCACGCGUCGACGCCAAUCCAAGUGAACAUCGCGACCACGGGCGGCGAACUGACAUGCGGUGCGAUCGGGUCCGCAGGCGACGUGGUCGCGUUCGGGGACUCGGUGGGGGGAGUCCGGCUGCUGUCAGCCUCGGAGACCCCCCGCGUGAACGUGCACCCCGUCAUGCCGGAGCCCGCGUCGGCACCGCGGCUCGUCCCCGGCCGCGGCGAGCCCAUCCGGCUGCUCGACCCCGUCGACGUGGACCCGACGGACUACUGCAUGACGUCAGCGACGGGUCAGGAAGAGGGGAUGUAUUUGUCGGACCUCCCCCCCACCCUGACGAUGUCCGUCGGCAAGCCGCCGCGCGUCGUCCCGCCCGCCAUCGCGCAGGGCCUGCGCCCUGCGCCCGCGCUCGGCACAGGCGUCUCAGCGGCCCCGAACCCGCACUACGUGCGCGGACAGACGCGGGGGGAGGCGGCGCGCGCCGCACACCCACUGCUGAACGCACGCGCGGGGGCGAGUGAGCAGAGCCCGGCCGCAUCGCGGAGACGCUCUGGCCGGAUGUCAGGGAGCUCGGCCAGUGAGCGGCGGCGCAGCGGCGCCGAAGCCGGGGAGCUCGCAGCGCGGAUCCCGCCGCACUUCCGCCACGUCCUCGCGCGCCUGCCGUCCUCCGCGGCUCCGUUCGCCGAGUUCGACUUCCUCAAGUACAACAAGACGCGGUUCGCGGGGCUGGAGAACGACGCCCCCAACACGUACUGCAACGCUCUGCUGCAAGCGCUGAUCAACACGCCGGCGUUCGUCGCGCAGCUCCUUCGGCACGCCCCGGACCCGGACAACGAGUUCUCGCUGACGUGCGAGCUCUCGCUGCUCGUGCGCAUGGUCCGCGACUCGACCGCGGGCGCCCCGUGCCAGGCCGCGAACUUCUUGCGUGCGCUCGGGCAGAGCAAGGAGGCCGUCGGGCUCGGCCUGCUCGAGGCCGCGGACGCCGGCGUCACGAACCUGACGGCGAACAAAACGAACGUCGAGCGGGAGGCGUCCAAGGACAAGAACCUGCUGCGGCGCUCUCAAACGCUCAGCAGAUUCGUGCUGGAGCAGGUCCACAACGAGGGCACGCUCGCGGGCGGGGGAGUGAAACGGGUGUUUGGGGUGCCCUGGGUUGAGCGCCUGCAGUGCCUGCGCGACCAGUCCCAGGAGCGCGUCAAGCGCACGGUGUCGUUCCAGAUCGACCUGAUAUACCCGCCGCAGGAGCGCGGCCAGGGCGGCCCGGGUCCCGCCGCGAAACCGCGGGCGCAAUUCAGCGACGUGCUGCGGCACUCGCUGAUGCGCGAGGCGACGAUGCGCGCCUGGUUCAACGACGAGCUGAAGUACCAGCCCGUCAGGCAGACGCGGACGCCGACCAGCCUCCCCGAGGUGCUGGUCAUCGGGACGUCCUUGCACCAGGAGAAGUGCCUUCAUUUCUGGGAGGACGUGGUCACGAACGGCGACGACGUCGACGGUGAGAAGAAGCCCUGGCUGCCGCCGAUCAUCGACAUCGACCUCGAGGCCCCCGGCAGGCCCCUCGCCGUGCGGCAGGCGGAAACAUGGGACGGUCUGCUGGCGGCGCGGGAGGCCGCGAAAGCCGCGGCGACGGGCGACGCCCCCGGUUCGCGCGCGUACAUCCUCACCGCGGUCGUCUCGCGCGUGGGCGCAUCUUCGGUGGUGGACGGAAACGACGAUGCGGGGGGGCACCUCGUGUCGCACGUUCGCCUGCAUCGGAUGCACCUGGACGCCGUGGGCGCGAACGGCGCCGAAGGAGCCCCGCCGCCGAGCCCUGCCCCGCCGACGCCGGGGCUGUCGCCGCUGCCGACCGGGUGGCGGCCGAGCUGGGGGGCGGGAACUGCAGCAUCCCCCCCACCUGGCGCAGCGGGAUCCAAGGCGACGCAGGUGGGGGACUCCCCCGCUGUUGGCCAGACAGCGGCCGCGCAGGGGGCUGAGCAGGAGGUCUCGCCGCGGGAGGGCGACUGGCUGCUGCUGAACGACUUCCUGGUGUGCCCCUCGCACGAGGCCGAGGCUCGCGCGUUCAUCCCGGGGGGUGUCAAGACCCCCUCUCUGGUGUUCUACUCGCGAGUCGAGGAGCCCGAGGUGGAGCGCCAGCCCGGCAACCCCGUUUCGCCGGUCUCCGUGGUCGCCGCGAAGGACAGCAUCCAGCCGGUCCCUGUCCUGACCCCGCAAGGCUACGCCAAGCUCGCAAGAGACCCCCCCCUCAACCUCGGCAGCGACAAGUUGUUCCCCUACAAGUUCGAGCCGCUCGACAUGUCCACCGAGGCCCCGCGGCCGGGGAUGCUCGUCGCGGUCGACGCGGAAUUCGUCGAGUUUGCGCCCGCCGAGCGCACGUUCAAGGGCGGCCAGGAGGUCGUCCUGCGCCCGCCCCGCCUCGGCCUGGCGCGUGUGUCUGUCAUUCGCGGCGAACCGGGCCCGCUGCGCGCCAAGGCGUUCCAGGACGACCACGUGCGGUCGCCGGAGCCCGUGUGGGACCACCUGACGCGGUGGUCGGGCGUCCAGCCGGGGGACUUGAGCCCAGAGACCUCCCCCCACUACCUGACCACCCUGCGCAAGGCCUACGUCAAGCUGCGGUACCUGGUCGACGCCGGGUGCGUGUUCAUCGGGCACGGGCUGCGCAAGGACUUCCGCAUGCUCAACCUGGUGGUGAAGCCCAGCCAGGUGAUCGACACCGUCGACCUGUUCCACUUCAAGCGGCAGCGCAAACUCAGUCUCCGAUUCCUGACUGGGUUCCUCCUCGGACUGGACAUCCAGCGGGAGGUGCACGACUCGAUCGAGGACGCGCGGUCCGCGCUCCUGCUCUACGACAAGUACAAGGAGUUGGUCGCGGAGGGGACACUCGAGGAAACCCUUCUGGAAAUGUACCGCUGGGGCAAGGUGCACGGGUGGGGUCCGGUGGCGUGGCAGGACGGCGUGCGCGUGCCCACGGAAGCUGGCGGCAAGCCCUGA
Messenger RNA from Pedinophyceae sp. YPF-701, 3885 nucleotides. The record is from the annotation of a GenBank genome assembly. Lineage: Eukaryota; Viridiplantae; Chlorophyta; Pedinophyceae.